Messenger RNA from Aspergillus melleus, 4053 nucleotides. RefSeq names its product serine/threonine protein kinase, variant 2 (gene HRK1). The coding region runs from base 1326 to 3386 and encodes 686 amino acids. The transcript has 2 exons. Gene Ontology annotation, biological process: intracellular signal transduction; protein phosphorylation. Gene Ontology annotation, molecular function: ATP binding; protein serine/threonine kinase activity. The record is from RefSeq and is a predicted model, not a curated record. NCBI's taxonomy places the organism in Eukaryota, Fungi, Ascomycota, Eurotiomycetes, Eurotiales, Aspergillaceae.
GACGGUCCAGCCCAAGCCCACCGUGGAACCGCUGGAGUGAACUAGUCUUAAUCCUCCUCCGUGGCCGCCCGUUUCCCUUCUCCAACCAUCCCGCCGCUCUUGCUUUCUCUUUCUCUCUCUCCUCUCUUCCUUUCUCUCUCUAAACUACUCCGUACUAACUACGUAGUAGGUUGUUUUGCCUACUGCCUUAGUCGAGUGGACCUCUCUCCCCUCUCUCUUCUUAUCUUACUCUGCUUCUUUCUUUCCCCUCUCCCCUCCCCCCCCCCAGAGUUCUCUUCAACUUUCCGUAAUCUAUUUUUUUUUGUUCUUCUCUGCUUUCUCUUCUUCUUCCUCGUUCUCUUCAUUCCAUACUUCCGUUACUCUUUUGAUAGUAUUUUUGGAUGGCCCCCAAUCCCGACCGUCUCUUAACAUACUACCUGCCGGUGGAAGCUCCGUGAGUAACGACGACCGACGCCUCCCCCGUCUUGCAUACGAAAUUCCUCCGCGCAUUUCCAUUUCGUCCCACGAGGUUGUUCCCGGCUGCAGCUUCCAAGCAACAGCCACCCUUUCGACGUCACCAAUCUUCCAAAACUCAGUCACCUCCGGCCAUUUGGCAAUCCUCACCCUGACCAUUCUCUUUGGAAUACGUUUCGAUCUUUCUUCUCGUUUCUCGUUUUUGUUGUCGGUCUCGCCAACCAGGUUGUGGAGGGGUAUGCGUCCCGCAACGUGGUUUUGAUGAUUAUGACGUCUGAAACGACCGGUUCUGCCCACGCAAAGAUGGAUUCUGGUGUGCCACGCUCUGCCGCCUCGGAACGUAUUCAUGCUCUAACGCACUUCUCUUCCUCAGGAUCUAACCCUACCUACAACCCCGCCCAAGUUCCUACCCAGCCGGGCACGGAUAUCUCCGACCAGGACAACAAGUCCAAGAUGCAGCCGAGUCAGGUUCGGUUCUCGUCGGUAACCGAAGAAAUCGAGCCUUCGGAUCCAUCGGCAUCUGCCCAGUCCGCUGGGAACCAGCCCCAGCCCGCCGACAGUCAGAAACAGCAGGAUGAGGAAUUACGGUCGCUAGCUGCCAGUCUCCAGCGGUCUCAACUGCAAGAAUCGCGGCUGGGGAAAUUCUCAUUUGACCCGGUUUCUCUCCCGUCCUCAAGAGUAUGCUUUCGCCCACGCCGCGGAAUGACCAUCCACUCAUUCCGCCCCCGCACUUGUCAGAUAUUAUGAAAAGCUAAUCCCCUUGUCUGUUACUUCCCUCAUAGGUUGCAUCCCGAGAAUCGAGCGAUCGCAGCGCGAGAGAACCCAAUGGAUCCGGUUUGCCGUCUCCCCAUGCCUCUCCACCGGUGUCAACGAUGCAGUCUCCGCCUCUUACCCCCGCGGCCACCCAUUCUCGUGAACCCAAAACUAAUGACACUGCUUCGACGUCGAACGCGACAGACCGAGGACCUACCCCGCACUCUACGGCGAUGACUCCAGAGACUUCCCCGCCUACGAGCGCGUCUGCGAAAAGCAAGGCUCCUCAGAGCGCGCCGACAUCGCGGCCCGGUUCCACCGAGCAACUGUCGAAACAAGGCAAUGUAUCGCAGACGUCAUCCCACCCUUUGAAUGCCUCCAAGCAUCGUGCGCAGUUUUUCAUCGGCCCCGAAGGUGGCUCCCAGGAAGAAAGUCCCCCGGUCACCCCGCGAGAUUCUGAAAACUUCACGCCGCCGGGUGCCAUCACGCCCGUCGGGGAGCCGAAUGAUCCCUAUGCCCGCAGCAAGCGACCGCCGCAAUCCAAGAAUCUCGGCCAACUCGACCAGAGAUUCAUCUUCGGAGGCCGGGAUCUGAGACGUCGGGGACAAAAUUCGGCAACGUUCCCUCUCCCUCGCCCCGGGACGCCGCGAUCGGCCAGCGCCAGCGACCUCAAGGCCAGCGAGAAGCGCAGUGGCUUCUUCGGCAGCAAGAAGGACGCGCGCCAGCAGGAGCCGGAAGGCAAGCACCAUGGCCACAUGGCGGAGCUGAAGCGGUUCUUCAAAAUGGGUCACAAACACAAGCGGAACGAUUCUCCCUCCUCGCUCCCCAAGAGGUCGAGUCGCGGCUCCGGAAAGAACACCCCGUACCAGAUGGCCCCGGACAACGUGCCCUUUGCUGAUGAUCAUGGCCUCAACUCCAAAUACGGUAAACUGGGGAAGGUCCUUGGGUCCGGGGCGGGCGGCUCCGUGCGGCUGCUCAAACGUAACAGUGACGGCGUGACUUUUGCCGUGAAGCAAUUUAGAGAACGCCACUCGUGGGAGACGUUGAAGGAAUACUCGAAAAAGGUGACCGCGGAAUUUUGCAUCGGGUCAACUCUCCAUCACGGCAACAUCAUCGAGACGCUUGAUAUUAUACAGGAAGGAAGUCAUUGGUAUGAGGUCAUGGAGUACGCUCCGUUUGACUUGUUUGCUAUUGUCAUGACCGGGAAAAUGGUGAAGGACGAAGUGGCAUGCGCCUUCAAGCAGAUCCUGAGCGGAGUGGCCUAUCUACACGGCAUGGGCCUGGCCCACCGCGACUUGAAAUUAGAUAAUGUGGUUGUCAACGAACACGGUAUCAUGAAGCUCAUCGAUUUUGGAAGCGCCGUUGUCUUUCGGUAUCCCUUCGAGAACGAUAUCGUUUCUGCAUCCGGUAUCGUCGGAUCCGAUCCAUAUCUCGCCCCCGAAGUAUACGAUGAGAAGAAAUAUGACCCUCGCCCCACGGAUAUUUGGUCCCUGGCUAUCAUCUUCUGCUGCAUGACUCUGCGUCGAUUCCCCUGGAAGCAACCUCGCGUUAGUGACAAUUCCUACCGGCUCUUUGUCUCCACGCCAACUCCGGGCACUCCGGUCCCGGAUGCGGAUCCAAGGCGCCAUCGGAUUUCACGAUCGACCCCCGAUCUCCCCUCGUCCGCUCGCGAUAACCAACAAUCUCAAUCCGCCGAGAACAAAAACGCCGAGAAGAAGCCCGCAGCGCCUGACCAACAGAACGGGCAGCAGGAGUCGUCUAAAGAUCAGGCCAAGACAAGCUCCCACGAAGAUAACAACUGCCCUGAGAGUCCGCAGGACGACAAGAGCACAAAGACCACUUCGAAUCAGAAACAUAAUAAACCGACGCGCACAACAAGCAAAGAGGCCCCUCCGCUUCCUGCGUCGGCCCAGUCCUCGGGCCAACGUCAGGAAGUCAUCAAGGGUCCUUGGCGUCUUUUGCGACUUCUACCGCGUGAGAGCCGGUACAUCAUUGGUCGCAUGCUCAAGGUGAGCGUGAAGGAUCGUGCAAGCCUCGAUGAUGUCUUGACAGAUGAGUGGGUUCGAAACAUCAAGGCGUGCCAGCAAGAAGUAUCCGGCGAAGUGAUCAAAGCUCCCGGCCACACCCACAUUCUCGAACCUCCUUCUUCAAGCGUCCCCGUGGCCAGCAAGGCCAAAUAAUCGGGCCAUUCGCGGUCCUGUCUAUAAUUCUACGUGCGAUGUCCAGACUCUGAGAUAUUUGUAUUGUCGUCAGCCCUUCUUUUUGGGAGUGUCUUGGGCUGUUAAUAUAAUCAUUGCUCCUUUCCCCUUUGAUUCCCUUUGGAUGCAAGAGCUUCUCUCCUUACUAGCUCUCUGUUCAGCAUCAUGAACAUUCUACUUAUCCUUAUCUUUCUGCUCGUUUCACUAUCUUUUUGCUUCCAGUGAACCUCGACCAUCAAACUCGAGUACCCUUUUUCUUUCUUUCCUUCGUGUGUGCUACUUACUUUUAUAGUACGGUGGAAGAAGUAGCGACACUUGUCUAACAACACUUCUUUACCUUCUUUUUUAUGCCCCUCUUUGUUCUUAAUAUGGGCGUUGUGGUCACUGUUUCAUGGGAAGGGGCUGCGCAGACGGAUCCACCCUUUUCCCUCGCGAUUAGAGGGUUGGCUACUAGAUUUCUAUCGAUUAUUGGGCCCUCAUAUUUCCCUUACAUCUUCUGCUUCAAUCAACGUGUGGGGUCUAUUCUUUUCCUUUUUGUGUUUCAAGGCCAGCUUUGUACGGUGUGGCCAUUUUCUCCAUUUGCUUCUGAUCGUAUUCACCCUUAGUAGGUAGCUUGGUAGAUAUUAUAAACCCAUGGACAAAUGAACAA